CCACCUCUCCCCCUACGUGUCCUACUUCCUCCAUCAUUCUCCUCCCCGUCCCCAUAAACCCCAUCACCAUUAUUUCUCUUUUCUUCUUCUUCUUCUUAAUCCUUUCCCCCAAAAUUAUCAAUCAGACAAACAUGAGAAAUAUCGUCACUUGUUACAGUGAUCGUGCCGUCAGAGUUACAGACUCCUACUGCUCUCCCAAAAAGUCUGCGGGCUUCCGGUCUCCGGCCACGAUCCCGGUGGCGUCACUAAAAGCCGUUAGAUGCGUUUACAGAGCCGAUUCUUCGUCGUCCGGUGAUCGAUUCCUGAUCAAGAUCACUUGGUACUGCAGAAUCGGUCGCCUCGAGGAUGAAAGAGAUCGGACGGGGGUUUUCUCGAUCGGAGUUGUCUGCAAUUCGCCGGGUUCUUCGCCGGCGGAGCGGACCCCGAGUUCUUCCUGUACCCACCGGAUAAAUAUUGCUAAGGGCUCGAGGCAAUUGUCAAUCCAAGGCUGCGAUUCGAGGAUCGGAUUCUUCUGGGAUCUCACAAACGCUUCCUAUGGUGUGGGGCCCGAACCGGUUUCCGGGUUCUGCUUACUCGUCUCGAUCGACUCUGAAAUUGCCCUGUUCCUCGGAGACCCCGGCCUGGCGGAGCUGGAGGGUGGAGCGUCGGGGUUCUCGGCGGUGUCGCGGUGCGAGUAUUUCUCCGGCGGCGCCGAUUUCUCGACGAGGGCCCGGUUCAGCGUGGCGGGGGCGACCCACGACGUCCUGAUCAGGUGCAGCGGCGGCGCGGCCGCGAGGAACUCGCCGGCGAACCUAUCGGUGUGGAUCGACCGGAAAGAGGUGGUGGCGGUGCAGAGGCUGGGGUGGAAUUUUCGCGGGAACCAGACGAUAUUCGUGGACGGGGAGUUGGUGGACAUGAUGUGGGACGCCCAUGAUUGGAUGUUCGACCCGAGAUCCGCGGGUCGGGCGGUGUUUUUGUUCAGGACGAGGAGCGGACUGGACAGCAGGCUGUGGAUGGACGAUGAGGAUGAUGCGCAGAAGAAGAAGAAGAAGAAGACAGGGGAUUUCGGGUCGGGUUGGUCUUUCAUGAUCUGCGCUGCUAUCAGCGGGUCGGUCGCGCCCGACCCAUCCGAGGACGGGAAUUAGUUAGUUAAGCCGGUUUGGAUUAAUUAAUUAAUUUAUUAUUGCCGUACCGAGUAAUUAAUUGCAAAAAUACUCCCUAUUCUUGACCUAUUUUAGGGGGUCUCAUCGUGGGACCCAUAGCUAUCCAAUGCCUCCUUGUUCAGGUGAACUCAAUAAAAAAAUUCUGUACAUUACUUGGAGUGUGCAUAAAAUGACGUUUAUGGA
Molecule: messenger RNA, 1325 nt
Organism: Cuscuta campestris
Lineage: Eukaryota; Viridiplantae; Streptophyta; Magnoliopsida; Solanales; Convolvulaceae
Source: the annotation of a GenBank genome assembly